This is a messenger RNA of Lolium perenne, 2941 nucleotides long. RefSeq lists its product as uncharacterized. The record is from RefSeq and is a predicted model, not a curated record. Lineage: Eukaryota; Viridiplantae; Streptophyta; Magnoliopsida; Poales; Poaceae.
UAUCCCUAUCCUACCUCCGUCCGCUCUCCCGAAUUGCUUUUUGUUCGCUUCCCCCCUUGCCUUCCGCACCCGCAGCCGCCGGCCGCUUCAAUUCGCCGACCCCAAACUCGCCGCCCCGACCCACCGGAACAAAUCGCCGCCGCUACAAUCCGACCUCCCAUCCAUCGCCGAGUUAUUCCGAGCGGAUUCGAGGCCCUUCAAUCGGAGCGGAGGCGCCGCGCGAUACGAUACCAGGGCAAUUGGAGGAGGAGGCGGCGGCCCCGGAUUUUUUUUUUCUCUCCGUGAUUUUCCUGGGGGCUGAUUUGGUGGGGCGCCUCUCGCGAUAGCCCUAUCUAGGGUUUGAGGGUUUGCCUCGGGCGGCGAGGCGGACCCCGCUGCGGCGCUAGGGUUUGGGUGCCUCCGCGGAAGGGCGGUCGCCGCCAUGCGCUGAUUGGUGGUGACGAGGAGGAAGAGGAGCGGGGCCUUGGCGUGGCAUUGAGGGCGCGGAUUGGGCCGCCCGACUCGCGGAUUGGAUCGGUGGAGGAGGAGGACCUCCCCUCUCCGCCGCCGCUGACUGGGUAGAUGGUGAGUGGUGCCCGUCGCCAUGGAGCAGGACAUACCCGCCUUCAAGCCGCAAUGGCUCAUGCAGGGCCAGGUCACCGCCACGGGCGCCGCUAGCCUCUGGGCUGCAGCUUCCUCGCGCAAAGAUUCUCAAGUUAAGAGUAGUACGUCAAGAAAUCGUUCAUCUGGGCACAAUCGUGACCAGAGUUCCCGGCAGUCUUCAUCACGGAGGAGUUCAGUCUCGAGUGGGCCCCGUCGGCUUGACCGGGAUGAAACAGGGAAGACAAGGGGCUAUGCAAACUUUGGAAGGAACAAGGAUAAAGAACGGGACAAGGAUUUUGAUUCCCGUGAUAGAGAGAGUAGGUCUGUUCCAGCAGAACGUGAUGGUUUUCAGUCAUUUAGCUCAUGUAGACCUGAAAGGGAUAGGUUAAAUCGUGCUCGCUCGAAGGCAGACACAUCAAGUAAGGGAGUAGUUAGUCUAAAUAAUGGUAGUACAUCUAGAAGCAAUACUGCUGGUGUCGUCUUUGAGCGAGAAUUCCCACAGCUUAGUUCGGAGGACAAGAAUGGAAAGCAAGACAUAAGCAGAGUCCCAUCCCCUGGUAUCACCACCCCAAUUCAGAGCCUGCCUCCGUUUACUCCAUCUGAUGGCUGGACUUCGAAGCUAGUAGGUGCUCCUGUAUCAGUUGAGCCAAAGAAAAAUCUCGUUGCCUCUUCUGUACCACAAGCUGCUCCUAGUAAAAAGCCUGAAGUAGCACUGAACAGUGGAACUGGAUUAAGCAUGGCGGAGACUGUAAUGCAAGCUCCUCAGAGAAUUUCCUUUGGACCUCAGCUGUCAAUUGAUGCUCAGAAGAUUGAAGAAAGAACUUUGAGACAAAACACCCUAAGACCUAUGACAUCUACAACAAGCAAAUCUUCUACUUUCCAGGUAACAAUUUCUUCCAAAAGAAAAGGAACAAGGAAUGGAGAUCUUGCUGGUCCUAGUAAGGCCAUACAACAAUCAUUAGCACUGCCUGCCAAUGGUUCUGUUCGAGCUCCAGUCAAAACAAAGCUUUCUCUUUCAGGAAGCCUUAAAAUCCUCAGUAGAGAGCAGAACGGUACCACACAGACUCCUAAGGACUCUCCUAGUAAUCCUGUGAGUCCUCCAGCUCAUGUAGCCUCAGUGGAACUACAGAAGCCACCUGUCAGCCAAAAGCCUAAGGUUUCGACACAUGAUCCUCCUCUAAUGCAAAGUCCAUCUGGUUUAGUUCCAAGACUUAAAUUCUUCGAGUCGCUGCGAACCAAGUCUAAUGGUUCAAGUUCAGCUGUUGAGUCAAGUUGUGAACCAUCUCCAUCCAGCGUAGUUGACACAAAACAUGAUUCUUGUCCUAAUUCUGGAAUGAAAUGCACGGGGAAUGGGAACUGUUUCUGUGAAGAAACAAAUUCUUCUGAGGGAUCUCAGCGACACCUCUCUGACAAUGAGGAGAACAAUUCUUCCUUUGAAUCUGCAGACAUUGCAGCUGUGGGAUCUCAGCAGCUUCUAGUUGAAAACGUGGAGUCUGACUCCUCAUCUGAGCUUGCCGACACAGGAGAUGAAGGAUUCCAGGUUUCCAUCUCAGACAAUGCAGAAGGUAGUUCCUCCUCAGCACUUGCAGAUUCAGAUGAUGGGUACAAGAAUUCCCAGUCUGGCAAUGAUGAAGCUAGUUCAUCGUCAGAGGCUACUGAACCCGAAGAUGAGGAGUAUGCAGCUGAUGCCAUAUUUACUGCAGAGGAUUUGGAUUUCAUGAUAUCACUUGGCUGGAGUAAAGAUGAAGAAGUGCAGCCUUUGGGUGCGGAAGAAAUUGCUGAUUAUGUGAGACGCCAUAAGGGGCUGGAGCAGAGGCUUUUGUCCAUGGAAGCCAACGCCAACAUAAAGAUAAUUCUCCUUCUUUGCGGGCAGAGCUAAGUGAGAGGCUGCAUAAGCCUAAGAAUACAGGAACAGGUUCUUCAUAAACCAGGUACUGGGAACUAUGGGAAGCAAUAGAAGGAGCUUUUUGCGAAAUGCAAUGGCUAGUCAGAUGGAGCGAUGGUGUUGGUUAUGUUUUGAUGCUGAGAAGGAUAGCAACGAGUCUUCGCAUGAGUUUUGUCUAGAUUAACAAAGUCGAGAUUUUUUUUCCUGCUGACGCUUGUCCAGCAACUUGGGGAGGUGGUUCACAAGUAGUUCUGACAAUUUUUGGCAUGUUGGAAACAUGAGUUUAGGAUUUGUCCAUCUUUUUCCCAGGAAUACCAAAUGUAGGUCCUGUCUUGCUGCCCUUGAGAAAUAGGUUGCAUUUUCCCCUUGUCAGGGCUUAUCUUUGUUUUGGCAAAAAAAAGAAGAUAAGGUGGAGUUUUCGAACGUGAAAUAGGUGAAUAUGAUUAUACUGGUCUCAAAAAGUUUCUCUCACUA